AGAGCAGACUACAUUUGGCGCAGGUUAUCUUCGUCAUCAAAACAAAAGUAAUAUAACUUAUCUAGUGCAGACUAAAGUGCAGACUAACUGCACAUCAACUGACUUUUUAUUUGCUGUGGAAAUAUACUGCAUAUUGUGUCCAGAACGUGCGGGGCGGUGCAACUAUAUAGCAUUUGAGACGAUAGGAAAUUUCAAUUGCAACAGCCUCACUAAAGCGACUCGUAUCGGCAUGGAUACAAACUCCAAGCUGGAGGACCUAAAUUUAACACCUGAAGAAAUUGAUCGCUUCAGUAAUGCCUUUAAAGAUGAGAAUUUCAGAGAGCUGUUAAAAGAAUAUGCAGAGGAAAUAUCGGACCCGGAGAACAAGAAGAGGUAUGAAGAGGAAAUAACUCAAAUGGAGAAGGAGAGGGGUAUGGAUAUUAAGUUUGUUCAUCCCAACCCCGGACGAGUCCUGAAAACGAGCUUGGAUGGCAAGCAGAAAUGCUUCAUCAACGUCUGCAGCAACGAAUUAAUCGCCAAACCCGAAUGUAAAGUGGGGAUUGGGGCUGAUGGGGGAGUCGGCCAGCACUGGUCAUUGCCCUACAGCGUGACACCGGGAAGGCCAAACAUGGACAAUAAAGGCAACAAGUACAUGAUAUACGACGUUGUUUUCCAUCCCGAUACGCUUUAUAUUGCAGGGAAAAACACUAGGUUUAUGAAGCUGGUGGACAGCACAGCAAUCCAGGGCGUACAAAAUCAGUUUAAUGUCAAAUUAGACGAAACCAACGUAAAAGUUUUAAAGAUGAAGUACAAGGGCGUUCCGAAUCCUAGUGUAAUUCGGAAGCCGAUUCCUGGUCAGCCAGCAAAGCAAACCGAUCCAGACGAUCCGCUCCGUUUUCCUUACCCUUACGACUGGACCCAAGGCGAGACUCAGAAACCGACGAAGCCGACAAAGCCUGCGAUUGACCCAGAUCUACCAAAGAAGCCAACUAUACCGCGACACACUGUUAAGUAUAGGUCGUACAUUGACCUGCAGGACUACAGGUGUUCCCGAGAUUCAGCUCCUGGCCCUCGUCCGAGGGAAAUGUUGAUCAUUAUCGAUUUACCGCUACUUAAAUCUGCCGGGGAUGCGGACUUGACUGUGACUGAGAGACGCCUGCUUUUAGAGUCUCGGCAGCCAGCUUACAGGCUGGAGCUGCCCCUGUCUUACCCUGUGGAUGAAAACAAAGGGGAGGCGAAGUUCAAUAAACUCAAGGGACAGCUUACCGUCACUCUACCAGUAUUACAGCUGAAAAUCCCUUUGAUGAAUGUUACGGACCUGUCAAUACAGCCUGUCAGUGGUGAAGAGAGUCAGAUCACGGGCAGUGUUGAUGGAAAUAAUGAGUCGGCCAGAUAUGAACACGUGGGGGGCGGCCACGCAUUGACCAAAGAACCUAAUGAACAUGAUCGUGGUCCUUUGAAAGACGCAGUGACAUUACCUUCGCCUUUUGAAAACACUGAACUACUGAACCCAUGUAAAAAACGGGUGUCCUCUCAUGAACCUAGAGAAAGCCUCGAAAAGACAACUGAUGACGAGGGGGUAACUAUGGAACAAUGUCUCACGUCUUCGAGCAGCAGUGCAUCAGGUCACCAGACUCAAACUCCACUAUUUACGGAAGAAGUAUCCCAGGGCGCCGAGGAGGAAGAUGAUGAGUUCGCGGACUGUCAGGAUUCCAGUGGCAAGGGCACAGACGCUGACCCACAUGGGCCUCUUUACCAGGACAACUUUGUACAGGUAGAGAGCCUCUCCUUUAGGACAGAGAUGGAGGGGAAGAUGUUCCUUCCCAUACAAAGUAAUGAGCCAGUGCUUGCAGAAGACUCACGUUUGACAUCUACUGAUGGGCGGGGCAUCCAGGAAACCCCGUCCCCAGGUGAAGAGGUCUCACUAGGCAACCCAAGUCAGCCUCUCCCAGGAAGUGAACAAGAUACAGCAAUCUGUGACACAUCGGCCCUUAUUGACGAGGGCAAGGAUGGGGAGGCAAAUUUUCAGCUCAGUAUAGAUGGAGGAGAGGUAGAAAAAGAACAGGAAUGGGUGGAAGACGACUUACCCACUAGGCAGGGCCACCAGAGCUCUGAUGACGAACCUCCAUCAGUCAUUCUUAGGGAAAUCGAUCCAGGAGAUGGAAGAGUGGAAGUCAUAACCGAUCAUACCACCUCUGCCGCCUUCCGUCUCCAGAACACCCUGUUAUAUGAACUGGACUAACGUUGAGUCUAAACAGAUCAAGCAGUGAAUGGCCAGGUAGUCACACCACCUUACGUACCAUCAAUAAACAAUAUUGCGUCUGCAGUGGUCCUCACUUAAAGGAGUCCGACUCACAUUCUCUCACGUUUCUCUGUCAUACCUUCUCCUUCACUGCGACGGCCAUUCACUAAAUCAAACCGGGUUACGGCUGUAAUUUCAAGCGCUGCCUCUCGGGUCAUUCUGGGAUUGCAGUCUAGUUAAGUGCGACUCAGCGGGAACCCGGACCCAGAAGAGCAUCAAUCGCGGACGUGGGCUGGAUAGAAAUACGGCGAGGGGCAGUGAGAGCUUUAUGCAGAAGGUUUUUUUUCUUCUAGGGGUAAAACACUGAAAAUCUGGGGGAAAAAAAACCCUGGUUGAUCAGAAAAAAAGAGGAAAGGGAAGAGAGAAUGGGAUUUUCUAUUUAUCCAGAGAACCUACCCAUCACACACACAUACGAGUCUAUAAGGCAGAAAAAAAAGAAAAAAAGACACAUGCAAUGACUUCCUGAAGCAGAGGUGCACAGAAGGGACUAGGAAGAAAAUGGGCUAUUAUUAUGACAUAGUACCUUACAGCACAGCUAAGAUAUGGAGAGCUUCAAUAUUUCAUCGCUGAUAACGACACAGCAGUGGUGAAAUACUGUGAAAAUGCACCCAAUGGAUUCUACACUCUGCCCACAGACACAGUAUUACGCGGCUCUCCUUAACUGCUGUUCAGAUUGCCAGCCAUGAACAUUUUUGCAGCAUUAUCUGGAAAACGGUGAAGGACAUUAAACGCCGUUCUUAAUUAAGAUGUAGUACUGGUGCUGUAAGGGACUAGCUGGCUUAUCCUUAUACAUCGGAGAUGAUAAAGGAGGACAAGAUCUGAUGUGAAUGUAAAUCGAAGUAGAGAAUUGUAAUAAAUGGAACAAGGUGUCUCAUGGGAGCAGGCCUCAUGUCAGCCGAUCUACGGAGCAUAAAAUCAGCGGCAUUAAUAAUACAUGCAAUGUUGGUAGUCACAACUUCUGAAAUGUAUGGUCAGGGUACCCUAACAAGCACUGCACAGACACUGCUAUUUAUCUGAAAUGUAUGGUCAGGGUACCCCAACAAGCACUGCACAGACACUGCUAUUUAUCUGAAAUGUAUGGUCAGGGUACCCUAACAAGCACUGCACAGACACUGCUAUUUAUCUGAAAUGUAUGGUCAGGGUACCCUAACAAGCACUGCAUAGACACUGCACAGACACUGCUAUUUAUCUGAACUGAAUGGUCAGGGUACCCUAACAAGCACUGCACAGACACUGCACUCUUAGGUUCAGCAAGAGUAAUUUUUCAACUCGACGACUUGCCAUUCAUUAUUUAACCUAAUUUGUAACGGGAUAAUGACAAAUUAUUUCAGUCAUUCACAGUUAAAACUGCAUUCGCUCACAUUCCUCUUAUCUAAAGAUUUGUGUCUUAGGGGCUGUUAUUUCACAAUUACUUCUGGGCCAUGGCAAAAAUCAAGUUAACAGUAUUUUUUUAAUUGAUUUGAGAACAAACCACAAAACAGGGGAAAACAGACCAUUAACUGAGCAUUAUAAUUUUGCCUAUUUGAGUUUUGUCAGGCCAUUUAAUCCAACAUGAAAUAUAAACAUUCUUUUAAAAUUAUAACAUGGAAUUUAUAAACCGGUCUUGUCAUCGUGACUUCAAUACAAAAAUGUAAUAAUAUAUAAUUUUUAGAAGGGGAACAUGAUGAAAAGUGCCACUGUCGAUACGUUCCUCUCCAUAAAAUUCUAUCAGAUACUCUAUCCAUUUAGUUGGAUCAUCAAAAGACAACCCCAUUUAGAAGCCCAACCCCCCCACCAUGUACUUUACUGGGGACAGGCCCAAAAAAAAAAAACAAAAAAAAAAAAACAGGCAGUAUCAACAGUCCAUAAAAGAAAAUAUA
This is a messenger RNA of Brienomyrus brachyistius, 4140 nucleotides long. RefSeq names its product dynein axonemal assembly factor 2 (gene dnaaf2). Lineage: Eukaryota; Metazoa; Chordata; Actinopteri; Osteoglossiformes; Mormyridae. Gene Ontology annotation, cellular component: cytoplasm. Gene Ontology annotation, biological process: axonemal dynein complex assembly. The transcript has 2 exons. Bases 230 to 2221 code for a protein of 663 amino acids. The record is from RefSeq and is a predicted model, not a curated record.